Diplodia corticola is the source of this 1128-nucleotide messenger RNA. Its product is annotated as alpha beta hydrolase fold protein. The record is from RefSeq and is a predicted model, not a curated record. Gene Ontology annotation, molecular function: hydrolase activity. The transcript has 3 exons. Bases 1 to 1128 code for a protein of 375 amino acids. Lineage: Eukaryota; Fungi; Ascomycota; Dothideomycetes; Botryosphaeriales; Botryosphaeriaceae.
AUGCCUCCACGCCCGGCGGACCAGGUGCGGCUCUCGCUGUUGGAGAAGGUCAAGCUGGUGCUGUUCUACGCCGUCGUCAUCACGAAGACAUGCGGCACUGCAUUGGCCGCGCCCUUCACCGCGUCUGAGAAGCGCUCUCGCGUCUUCAAACGCCACGUCGCCUACGCCUUUGUGCGGCAUUGCUUCACCAACAGCAAUUCCCGAAUCGAGCAGGCCAUCACCACCGACACGGACGAGCUGUACUACGAAUGGGCUCGGAAGACCAAGGUGGCUCCCGCGCGGGAAGUGCUCCCUGACGGCACCGAAGCAUUCUGGAUCGGGUCCAAAGACGCCAAAACCGUCCUGCUCUACUUCCACGGCGGCGGCUACAACCUCCCCGCACUGCCCGCCCACAUCAAUUUCUGCGCCCGACUCGUCGACGACGUCUCCCCAUCAACACAAGGCGACUUCUCCGUGCUCCUCCUCCACUACGACUACCACCCCUUCGGGCACUACCCGCGGCAGCUGGGGCAAGCGGCCGCGCUGUUCAAGCACGCGGUCGACACGCUGGCCAUCCCCAACGUGCUGAUCGGCGGCGACUCGGCGGGCGGCAACAUGGCCGUCGGCCUGCUGAGCCACCUGCUGCACCCGCACCCGGACGCCGACGUCGUCGCGCGCGUCGCCGCGCACGACAUGCCCAACCGCAUCCGCGGCGCGCUGCUGGUCUCGCCGUGGGCGGAUCCGUUCGGCGGCGAUGACGUCUACCCCAGCUUGCGCCGCAAUGAGCCCAAGGACUUGCUGGCUGGUAAGUUUUUGAGGCGGUGGGCGGAUGCGUGGGCUGGUGGUAAGCCUGAGGAUGCGUACAAUCGGCCGACUGCGGCGCCGGCUGGGUGGUGGAAGGGGGUUGAUCGCGUCCUGGAGCGGUUCUUGGUUGUGAUUGGGGCCGACGACGUGCUGUUGGAUGGGGCGUUGGGGUUCGCGAGGGGGUUUGCCGGCGAGUGGCGGGAUGCGAAGGACGCGCAGAUCGCCGUCGUCGAGGACGAGGGGCAUAUAAGUGGGAUCGUGGAUGCGGAUAUGGGAUUCAGCGCCGACGAGGUCCGCAUGUAUGUGCAGAUUCGGGAUUGGCUGAAGAGCGUCGUCGCCGGGUAG